ACGCUGGAUCCUUAACCCACAGUGUGAGGCCAGGGAUCAAACCCAUAAUCUCCUGGAUACUAGUUGGGUUCCUUACCACUGAACUACGGGGGAACUCCUGCACUGCAUCUUGGAAACCCUGUGUGGAUUUCACUCUGGUAGCCCCGGCUAGCUGUGGAUCAGUUACCUCUCCAGGGCUCCCUAGUCACACGUGACUGAUGGCUUCCGUGUAGGAUGGGGCUGGGCCGAGAGGAGGACAGGGCCUGGCGAUCUGGAUGGGCGGGGAUCGUGGGGGGUGGCGGGUGGGGGGCAGAUGCUGAGCUCCGCGGGGAUAAGGCCGCUAGCCGGGGGUGGCUGGAGUCGGGGACCGGGGACGCCGGGGACCGCGGCCUCGGCCUCAGCCCCCGCUGUCCUGCUCUGGCCCGCAGGGCGCGGAUGGCGUCAGGGCGCCCCGAGGAGCUGUGGGAGGCCGUGGUGGGGGCUGCCGAGCGCUUCCGGGCCCGGACCGGCACGGAGCUGGUGCUGCUGACGGCGGCGCCGCCCCCGCCGCCCCGCCCGGGGCCCUGCGCCUACGCGGCCCACGGUCGAGGGGCCCUGGCCGAGGCCGCCCGCCGCUGCCUCCACGACAUCGCCCUGGCCCACCGGGCAGCCGCCGCCGCCCGGCCUCCCGCGCCCCCACCAGCACCGCAGGCGCCCAGCCCCGCACGGAGCCCACCCCGGACUGCCCUGGCCCGGGAGGAGGAUGAGGAGGACGAGGACGAGCCAACAGAGACAGAGACCUCGGGGGAGCCGCUGGGCGUCAGCGAUAACGGAGGACUCUUUGUGAUGGACGAGGACGCCACGCUCCAGGACCUGCCCCCCUUCUGUGAGUCGGACCCUGAGAGCACAGACGAUGGCAGCCUGAGCGAGGAGACCCCUGCUGGCCCCGCAGCCUACUCAGUGCCCCCCGCCUCAGCCCUGCCCACACAGCAGUAUGCCAAGUCCCUGCCUGUCUCCGUGCCCGUGUGGGCCUUCAAGGAGAAGAGGACAGAAGCGCGGUCAUCUGAUGAGGAGAAUGGGCCGGUGAGGGGCAAAUGGGAGGCGGGAAGGAGGGGCUUGGGAAGCCACCUCCUCCAGGAAGCCCUUGGGAUGAGGAUGCCACGUGUCACAGGACCCAUCCUCCCCUCCACCUCAUAAGGCUGGUUCUUGGGCCGGAGCCCUGCAGUGUUAACCACCCACAGCCUUGUAAUGCAUCCCGGGCCCGUGCAGAGAAACAGCCUCUCCCUUCCAGGAAUAGUUCCAUUUAUAGAACAUCUGCUCUGGGCAAGGCACCAGUAUUUUGGUACCGGCUCCAGGCGGGGGAAGCUGGAGCACAGAGGGCUCAGAUAACCUUCCACCCCCACCCGUCUCCUCCCGGACUCUGUGCCGUCUCCUUUGUCCUCUGUGCCGUCUCCCUUGUCCUCAGUUGCUCCCGUAUCAUCCUGGGUGGGUCCUCACCUCCCAUCACUAAAGCUACUCGCAGCAGAGGGGAAACCGAGGCACAGCGUCCACAGGACUUCCCUGAGGCUCAGCCUGGAUGGGGCAGAGCUGGGAUUGGAACACAGCUUCCCUUUGGCGAAAAGCUAUGGACUUCGAGGCAGGAGGUCUUGUGUCCAUCCCAUCCCAUGGUUCCCCUCCCUGUGACACCUCUCAGUGUCCUCAUUUACAGACUGGCAGGGCCCAUCAUCAGCUGCUGUCCUUUUUUUUUUUUUUUUUUGUCUUUUCAGGGCUACACCUGUGGCAUAUGCGGCUAUUGGACCCAGGCUAGGGGUUGAAUCAGAGCUACAGCUUCCAGCCACAGCAGCGCCAGAUCCGAGCCACAUCUGCAACCUCCACCACAGCUCACAGCAACUCUGGAUCCUUAACCCACUGAGCAAGGUCAGGGAUUGAACCUGUGUCCUCAUGAAUACUAGUCAGAUUGAUUUCCACUGAGCCUCAAUGGGAACUCCCCGCUGCUGCCCUUCUUUGUCACUGGUGGAAACAGUUAUUUAACUGAACAUGUGAGUCCUGAGUACUGGGCCCCGGGCUGGCCUCUGAGAGGGCGCAGGUCUCGCUUCUGUCAUGGCCUCUCCCAUUCUGCUAGGAGUCAAGCCCAGCUCAGGGUGACAGCGGCCCUGAGGUGGUGCUAGGUGCCUGGGCUGCAGGCAGAAUGACAGGACCUCUCUGCUCUGAAGACUGACAUGGAGAGGGCUCCUUUCUGUACGCACUGGUGACAAGUCUUCACCUUUCUUGAGCAGUCGCUGUGCUGGUUAUGUCAGGCCGUCAUCAGCCCCAUUUAUCGGAGGGGAGACCAAAAGCUAGGGAGGAAAACCCCUGUUGCCAGUUAGUGGGUGACUGAACCCAGAUCCUUAGACAUGAGACCCUCUGGGUGCACAUGGCCUUGACGGUCAGCAGACCCGCAGCACCUCCUCUGCGUGGAAGAACCGUGGGGAGACAGGCAGCCGUGCUUGCUCAUGUCCAGGCCGAGGGGAGAGAGAGGAGAGGGGCGGGAAGGCUUCUUGGAGGAGGUAGAGUUUUGAGUUGGGCAGCAGAGCCCUAAAUGGUGGAGGACAGGGGGAAGGGCCUUUCUGGCUGUGGGCAUCGCUAGGAGAGGGUCUGGAGCCCAAGGAACCGGCCCUGACCCCAUCCGUGUCGUCAUUCCCACAGCCCUCCUCGCCGGACCUGGACCGUAUCGCGGCGAGCAUGCGCGCGCUGGUGCUGCGGGAGGCGGAGGACACUCAGGUCUUCGGGGACCUGCCGCGGCCACGGCUCAACACCAGUGACUUCCAGAAGCUGAAGCGGAAAUACUGAGGCCCAGGGAGGGAGCUUCCCGGCCCGGCGCCCGCCCCACCCAACACUACACCCCCGCCCCGCCUCCGGGACCUGCCAAUCCGAGUCAGAGCUAUGACCGGCCUCCCACGGUCCCUGGCCCCAGGAUUGACCCGUCCCUGGUCCCUGCGGAUCCCCACCGCCCUUCCGGCCCCCAGCCGCUCCAGCGCCUGUCCAGUUUCCCGAUUGGGUCUGUCUUCUCUCCGCCCAGCGACAGAUUCUUUCUAUUAAGGGAUUGGCGUGGUCCGGCAUCAGGGCGCGGCCAGUUGACUUAAUAGGUCAACUCUGUCGUUUUCUGCCUAGCAACAAGGGCUUUGCUCUCACGGCAUUGGCUCCGUUCCCGAAAGAGCACAGUCAAGCUGCAGGAUUGGGUAGUAGCCCUCCACUUCGCAUAGUGAAUGGGCAGUUCCUUCGUUUGAUUGGCUUGAACACUGUAAAGGGCUUGACCAACAUCCCAAGAGUCCUGUCCACCCCGAGUUACCCCACCUGAUUGGCUCCAGCCUCCUGGGGGCGUGGCCAAUCCCCUUUGCCCAGGAUUGGCCUGUGGCCUUACAUUUACAGUCUUUACACUACUGGGGCUGGGGUCGUUUUUUGGCUCAGUCCUGACAAUUGUCCCUCUGGCCCCCUCAAGGAUGGCCUAAUCCUGUUCCUGCGUCUGACACCCUCUCAUUGGUUUUAUCACAACUGCCUGCCAAUCAAAACCCGUCCUUGUGUCCAGGACGUUACCAGCUCCCGCCCCUCUCCCCCCACCCCCACAGGUGCCUUAAAGGGCCCUCGUCCACCCAAGGUGGAGGGCAGGGGGCCUCACUCUCCGGCCCUGGUGUGGGGGAGAGAAUGGGGGGUCGGGAUCAGGAGUUGAGAGGGGCGCUCCGAGAUUAAAGAGUUUUACCUCUGACAAAUGAC
Sus scrofa (pig) is the source of this 3708-nucleotide messenger RNA. NCBI's taxonomy places the organism in Eukaryota, Metazoa, Chordata, Mammalia, Artiodactyla, Suidae. The record is from RefSeq and is a predicted model, not a curated record.